Pristis pectinata (smalltooth sawfish) is the source of this 824-nucleotide messenger RNA. It is a transcript of the gene blcap, whose product is annotated as bladder cancer associated protein. NCBI's taxonomy places the organism in Eukaryota, Metazoa, Chordata, Chondrichthyes, Rhinopristiformes, Pristidae. Bases 429 to 692 code for a protein of 87 amino acids. The record is from RefSeq and is a predicted model, not a curated record. The transcript has a single exon.
UGCGCCCACAUCGACAACAAGGCGAGGCGAACGGGGACGUUUUCCGUCCCUCCAAAACCCGCAGACCGAACGCGGGCGCCAAUUCCCGGUAAAUCGCAACGAGAGCCGGCCGGAGGAGCGGCGAGACAGGCGCUGCGCGGGACGCCUGGCCGAGCCGGGAUAGGGGUCCUGGCGGUAUAUAUGCGGCUGCGCAGCCGGCCGGCUCCGUGGGUGCAGGAGCGGCCGCUGAGGACGCGACCGCCCGCCUACCGGAACAGCAGCGCCGUCCGAGGACGAGGAGGAGGAGGAGGAGGUGGUGACGGCCUUCGUGGAGCGGCUCCUGGCACAGGGCUGAGCUCCAAGCGAGUGAAGAGGGGGCCGCUUGCCUGCAGGCCCUGAAGCCGGGGGCUGGCGUGGCCGGGGUGUCCGGCCCCCACGCCCUGACAACCAUGUACUGCCUGCAGUGGCUGCUGCCCGUGUUGCUCAUCCCCAAGCCGCUGAACCCGGCGCUCUGGUUCAGCCACUCCAUGUUCAUGGGCUUCUACCUGCUGAGCUUCCUGCUGGAGAGGAAGCCGUGCACCAUCUGCGCCCUGGUCUUCCUCGCCGCCCUCUUCCUCAUCUGCUACAGCUGCUGGGGCAACUGCUUCCUCUACCACUGCGGCGGGGCGCCGCUGCCCGACUCGGCUCACGACCCCAGCAUCGUGGGCACCUAGUUGCAGCGAGCCCACUGCCCACCCAACACCCAGCCACCCUCCCCGGCACACAGUCGCCUCUAAAUUAUUCUCACCUUCCUGGUGGCCGUCUCUUCUCCGACUCCCCUUAGGCGAGUGGACGCGGUGAUCUCG